AUGCAGAGUAGUCCUCUUCGAUCUCUUUUUGUUGGUGAAACCAGUGAAAUAGGAGUCGGAGCAUCAGUCGCAAUGUUGAGUUCCAAGGAAGGUCCCGAGGCCGGUGUUGGUGUCAGUGAGAGAUGCGUCGGUACCGGAGCCGGCGUAGGGAGGCGACUCUUCCAUUCUUCGCGACGCUGCUGUGGUUUGGCCCAUCUUUGCGAAGUGGUGGUUGUGUUGACAGUGGUGACUGGUGGUGACGAUGGUAUGCAGUGGUGGUGGAUGAAGUAUGUUGCUGGAAUUCAAUUGGCUUGUAUGAUGGGUUUUGGCUCAGAACCAGCAUUAGUUUUUUCCAUAGCUUAUCACUUGGACCUCCUUAGAGAAAAUGGUCAUUUUCCUUGUAAAGACAAUGUUGAGGAAAAUAUAAAUUACAUACCCGGAGUUUCUUCAAUGAAUACAAGGGACUUGAUGUCAUUCCUUAAAGAAUCUGAGAUAAAAAGGAUUAUACAGAAGAUUGUGAUCAAGACAUUUGAUGACGAAGUUCAGAAAGCAUAUUUUAUCCUACUAAGCACUAUUCAAGAACUAGAAUUUGAGGCAAUAUCAGCUCUACACCAAAAGCAGCCAACUGGCCCUAUAAAUUUUUCGACUGAUUCCACCAAACCAGUCAUUUCUCAGAAUUUAUGGCCUCAAACAGACACGAAAGCAUGGCUGGACUCAAAGCCUCCCAGUUCGGUUUUGUACUUGUUGUUCGGUAGCUUUGUUCAGACUAAUACUGAUGUUUUGCCAGUUGAAUUCACGGACAAAAUCAGAGAUCAGGGGUUGGUCGUUCAAUGGUGCAAUCAAAAUAUGGUGCUUUCACAUCUGUCCAUUAGAGGGUUUUUGACGCAUUGCGGAUGGAAUUCCGUAUUGGAAAGCAUAUGGUGUGGUGUACCUAUGAUUUGUUAUCCAUUACGAAAUGAUCAACCUACUAAUAGGAAAUUAGUGGUUGAUGAUUGGAAGAUUGGAAUUAAUCUUUGUGACAGAGAAUCAGUUACCAAGGAAGAAGUUGCAGAGAAGAUUGACAAUUUGAUGAAUGAUACAGUUUUGGAUGGAUUAAAGAUGGAGAUCACAUUUAAUUAA
Fraxinus pennsylvanica is the source of this 1098-nucleotide messenger RNA. Lineage: Eukaryota; Viridiplantae; Streptophyta; Magnoliopsida; Lamiales; Oleaceae. The record is from the annotation of a GenBank genome assembly.